This is a messenger RNA of Sphenostylis stenocarpa, 1251 nucleotides long. The record is from the annotation of a GenBank genome assembly. Lineage: Eukaryota; Viridiplantae; Streptophyta; Magnoliopsida; Fabales; Fabaceae.
AUGGAAUCGAGCGUUCUGGAAUGUCUGGGAGUGGAAAUAAUCGGGGUUAUGAGUCCGGUGUCGAUAUGCAUGUUCCUGGUGGUUCUCUUGGUCUACGCCCUCUCCUCGCCGUCCUCCUCCGCCGCUACCAUCACCACCGCCGCCAACCUCGUCUACGCUGAGAACCCUACCGACAGCGCCGCGCAGAAGUUCGAGGGCGCGCUCCUCAACGCUGUCGUCUUCGUCGGCCUCAUCGCGCUCGUUACCUUCCUCCUCGUCCUCCUCUACUACUACAAUUGCACCGCCUUCCUCCGCCACUACACGCGCUUCUCUGCCUUCUUCGUCCUUGCCUCCAUGGGCGGAUCCAUCCUCCUCUCCCUCCUCCAGCGUUUCUCCAUCCCCCUCGACGCGAUAACCUCCUUGCUUCUGCUCUUCAAUUUCACCGUCGUCGGAGUCCUCUCCGUCUUCUCCGGCGGGAUCCCGAUUCUGCUCCGCCAGGGGUACAUGGUCUGCCUAGGGAUCAUCGUCGCCGUGUGGUUCACCAAAUUGCCCGAGUGGACCACGUGGACUCUCCUUGUCGCGCUUGCGCUAUACGAUUUGGUCGCCGUUCUCGCCCCCGGCGGCCCGCUUAAGCUCCUGGUCGAUUUGGCGUCCAGCCGGAACGAGGAGCUGCCGGCAUUAGUCUACGAGGCGCGUCCGACCGUCGCUGCCCGAAAUCCUGCCGCUUUAGGGUUUCUUGUCGCCGGGGUUUCGGAUUCUGAAGCUUCUAGAGUUGAACUUCAGGUAGUUUCUAGAGAUAAUGUAAAUAACAACGAUAAUGUCAGUAAUGAUGAUGAUGAUGACGACAAUGCUGUGAAUCAUGGUAGGAACGAUGGAGGGGAAAGGUCCCCGUUAGUUGGUGGAGUGAGAUUUGGUGAGGUUGUUAUUGAUGAGGAGAUGUCUCCCCUUGUUGAGACGGGUGUAGAUGAGGAAGGGGAGAGGGUGAUGAGGGAGAUUGGUGGGGAGAGGGGGAUUAAGCUUGGCCUUGGGGACUUUGUUUUCUACAGUGUUCUUGUGGGGAGAGCUGCCAUGUAUGAUUUAAUGACAGUUUAUGCGUGUUACCUUGCCAUUAUUUCGGGACUAGGGUGCACGCUAAUUUUGUUGUCCGUGUGUCGGCAGGCCCUGCCUGCGCUUCCAAUUUCGAUUGCCUUGGGGGUUCUGUUCUAUUUUUUGACGCGGCUGCUGAUGGAGCCCUUCAUUGUUGGGACUGCCACCAAUUUGAUGAUGUUUUAA